UUGAUACCUUGGGAACAGUUUCUGACAAGUUUUCAGAGCUUCCAGAUUUUGGAGUUUCAGUGUUCAGGUUUGCUUCCUUGUCUGCUGCAGCGCCUUCUGCUGGCUUCUGGGGCUUCUUGAAAAGUUUGCUGUUGAAAUAGUUUUUGUCCUGAAAAGAAAUAUUGGAGUCAGUGAAUGCACUACUAUCAAGUCAACCAACCUUGAAGGCUUUGCUCAGUCACCUUGGUGGCGUUCCUCUCGACUAGAUCAUCAGCACCCGCCGCCAGCGUCUCCUUGUCCUCCUCCUCGUCCUAAAAAUGGACGUCGCUGCUUGAAUGCGAGUAAUUGAAAGACAAAACAUUCUGUGACUUAUUUUUCCAAAUAUUCACCAGUGAGUCUGCCCGCUCUCCUUUCUCUCCUUUGGGGGUCUUUUUGAGGAAGACCCCAAACAGACUUCGAUCUUUUUCCUGAUGGCAAAAGACCGACACGUUCAGAGAGGAAGAACCAAUAGUAGGAAUGUCCGAUAAUGGCUUUUUGCCGAUAUCCGAUAUGCCGAUAUUGUCCAACUCUUUAAUUACCGAUACCGAUAUGAACCGAUACUGAUAUCAACCGAUAUAUACAGUCGUGGAAUUAACACAUUAUUAUGCCUAAUUUGGACAACCAGGUAUGGUGAAGAUAAGGUACUUUUUAAAAAAAUGAAUCAAAUAAAAUAAGAUAAAUAAAUUAAAAACAUUUUCUUGAAUAAAAAAUAAAGUAAAACAAUAUAAAAACAGUUACAUAGAAACUAGUAAUUAAUGAAAAUUUGUAAAAUUAACUGUUAAAGGUUAGUAUUAUUAGUGGACCAGCAGCACGCACAAUCAUGUGUGCUUACGGACUGUAUCCCUUGCAGACUGUAUUGAUAUAUAUUGAUAUAUAAUGUAGGAAGCAGAAUAUUAAUAACAGAAAGAAACAACCCUUUUGUGUGAAUGAGUGUAAAUGGGGUGGGUUGGUGCACUAGUUGUAAGUGUAUCUUGUGUUUUUUAUGUGGAUUUAAUAAAAAAAAAACAAAAAAAAAACACGAUACUGAUAAUAAAAAAACCGAUACCGAUAAUUUCCGAUAUUACAUUUUAACGCAUUUAUCGGCCGAUAAUAUCGGCAGACCGAUAUUAUCGGACAUCUCUAACCAAUAGUAUUGAGGAUUCACAACAAGAAGAAAAAAAACAGGAAAAAGAAGAAGAAGAAAAAACAAGAAGAACAAGAAGAUGAAGAAAAACAAGAAGAAGAACAAGAAGAAGAAGAAGAAGAAGAAGAAAAAGUACAAGAACAAGAAGAACAAUAAUGAGAAGAAGAAAAAACAAGAAUAACAAGAAAAAGAAGAAGAAGAAUAACAAGAAGAAGGAGACAAUGUACAGGAACAAGAAGAACAACAACAAGAAGAAGAAGGAAAACAAGAAUAACAAGAACAAGAACAAGAGCAAGAAGAAAAAGAAGAAGAAGAAGAAGAAGAACAACAACAACAAGAACACAAAGAACAACAAGGAGAAGAAGAAGAAUAACAACAACAAGAAAAACAAGAAGAAGAAGGAGAAGAAGAAGAACAAGAAGAAGAACAAGCUCUUGAUACCUCGGGAACAGUUUCUGACAAGUUUUCAGAGCUUCCAGAUUUUGGAGUUUCAGUGUUCAGGUUUGCUUCCUUGUCUGCUGCAGCGCCUUCUGCUGGCUUCUGGGGCUUCUUGAAAAGUUUGCUGUUGAAAUAGUUUUUGUCCUGAAAAGAAAUAUUGGAGUCAGUGAAUGCACUACUAUCAAGUCAACCAACCUUGAAGGCUUUGCUCAGUCACCUUGGUGGCGUUCCUCUCGACUAGAUCAUCAACACCCGCCGCCAGCGUCUCCUCGCCCUUCUCCUCGUCCUAAAAAUGGAUGCCGCUGCUUGAAUGCGAGUAAUUGAAAGACAAAACAUUCUGUGACUAAUUUUUCCAAAUAUUCACCAGUGAGUCUGCCCGCUCUCCUUUCUCUCCUUUGGGGGUCUUUUUGAGGAAGACCCCAAACAGACUUCGAUCUUUCUCCUGAUGGCAAAAGACCGACAAGUUCAGAGAGGAAGAACCAAUAGUAUUGAGGAUUCACAACAAGAAGAAAAAAAACAUAAAGAACAAGAACUUCCUAUACUGUAUA
Entelurus aequoreus (snake pipefish) is the source of this 2127-nucleotide messenger RNA. Its product is annotated as ribosomal RNA-processing protein 8-like. The record is from RefSeq and is a predicted model, not a curated record. Lineage: Eukaryota; Metazoa; Chordata; Actinopteri; Syngnathiformes; Syngnathidae. Bases 1297 to 1695 code for a protein of 132 amino acids. The transcript has a single exon.